AUGGUUGAACAGUGUAAUCAUCCAGUGAGGAUAGAGGGAAUGUGUGGGUGCUGUGGUGCAGAUGUGAAUGAGCGGAGUGAGGAAUUAUUUACACUCCUUCAUAAUAACACAAGCUUACUUCUAAAUAAAAAAGAAGCAGAGAGAGUUAAUGAAGAAAUGUACACUGGCACUGUUAAAAGCAAGAGGUUAGUAUUGCUUCUGGAUUUAGACCAGACAGUCAUUCAUACGAGUGCAUCGGGAAAGUUCAAAAAGUAUUUUGAAGCACUGAGGCCUUACUUAACCCAGGAGUCACCCGAUACUUCUACUCCGGAUAAUGAAACAGCCCAAAGUACCCCAGAAAUAUCUGGAGAUAUGACGGCGUGUAUAGAAGAAUCCAUAAGUAAAGAAAUAAAAAUGGGCUUAGACUGUGAUAAGUCUAAUAAUAUAAAUAGUAACAGGACCAGGCGUAUUACAGAUAUAAAUAUAGACCAAAGAAAAAGAAGAAAACUCACAGGGAGUGCUGAAUUAUUAGAUAUACAGAAAAAAAAGAAAGAACAUUCAAUGACAUACGAGAAAUAA
Messenger RNA from Nematocida parisii ERTm1, 558 nucleotides. RefSeq lists its product as uncharacterized. Bases 1 to 558 code for a protein of 185 amino acids. The record is from RefSeq and is a predicted model, not a curated record. NCBI's taxonomy places the organism in Eukaryota, Fungi, Microsporidia. The transcript has a single exon.